AUGCCGCUUCAUCUACUGGGCAAGAAGUCAUGGAAUGUCUACAACCAAGACAAUAUCGACCGAGUGCGCCGCGACGAAGCCGACGCACAAGCCAGAGAGGAUGAAGAGGAUAGGCGUCACCAACUUGUUGAUUCAGAGAGAAGACUGAAGUUGUUACGCGGACAUGAGGUCGAUGACCUGCCACUCAAGGAGAAGUCUCCACUUCCUGUCAGCCGUAAGGAUGACCAUGGCCACGGCCGCAAACGACGACGAAUUGCAGGAGAAGAUGACACCGACCGUGAUAUGCGACUUGCUACAGAAGUGGCUGCUCUACAAGCAAGAACAUCGGGUGCUUUACGAACGUCAGACGAGCCGCUUACAGAUUCACAAGGACAUAUAGACCUCUUCACAUUGAGAUCACAGCACAAGGAGAAAAAUGCAGAGGCGGAAGCCGAGCGAGCGAAGAAGAAGCGAGAGUAUGAGGAUCAAUAUACCAUGCGAUUCUCCAAUGCAGCAGGUUUCAAGCAGGGUCUGAACACUCCGUGGUAUUCGACCGCUAGCCAAACCGAUGCAGAAAUCCCAGGUAAAGAUGUCUGGGGCAACGACGACAUAGGCAGGAGGGAGCGAGAGAAGAUGAGGGUCAACGCUAAUGACCCUCUCGCAGUAAUGAAAAGAGGUGUCAAGCAGCUACGAGACGUGGAAAAGAGCCGCAGCAACUGGAAGGCAGAACGUGAAAGAGAAUUGCAAGAGAUGAAAUCGCUGGAGCAAGAGGAUUCCUCUAGUAGAAGGAAACGCAAGCAACGACGACGGCAUGGGGACGACUUCGACGACUUCGACGAAUUCAGCUUGGACAAAUCGUCCAGAGAGCAUCAAAUUCAAGACAGGCACCAUAAACUACAUCGGCAUAGACAUCAUAGCAAGAGCCGACAUCAAAGUUGA
Molecule: messenger RNA, 918 nt
Organism: Endocarpon pusillum Z07020
Lineage: Eukaryota; Fungi; Ascomycota; Eurotiomycetes; Verrucariales; Verrucariaceae
Exons: 2
Coding region: 1-918 (305 amino acids)
Source: RefSeq, a predicted model, not a curated record